Molecule: messenger RNA, 1819 nt
Organism: Macrosteles quadrilineatus (aster leafhopper)
Lineage: Eukaryota; Metazoa; Arthropoda; Insecta; Hemiptera; Cicadellidae
Product: gastrula zinc finger protein XlCGF8.2DB-like
Exons: 1
Coding region: 28-1206 (392 amino acids)
Source: RefSeq, a predicted model, not a curated record
UGAUUUGUUAUGGGAUAAGUUUAUCUCAUGCCUUUCACAAAGAUGGAGAGUGGAAGAUUACAAAUGUUAAAAAACAUUAAAAAGCUUCCUCUUAAGUGUCCAAUAUGUGGAAAAAUGUUUACAAUUCGAAAAAGAAUGAAGGAGCAUGUAUUAAAUCACACGGGAGAGCGUCCCUUUAAAUGUUUGACAUGUGACAAAACCUACAUUAAUUUACAUUAUGUAAAGAGUCAUGUGUUGACACACACAGGGAAGUCUCCUUAUAAGUGCACUCUAUGUGGAAAAUCUGUUACAUCAACAGGCAAUUUAAGGUCACAUACAUUGAGUGUCCAUACAGAAGAGAAACCUUAUAAGUGCACUGAAUGUGGAAAAUCAUUUGCAUCCAAAAGCAAUUUGAAGACACAUACAUUGAGUAUUCACACAGAAGAGAAACCUUAUAAGUGCACUGAAUGUAGAAAAUCAUUUGCCUUCAAAUCCAUUUUGAAGUCACAUAGAUUGAGUGCUCAUACAGAAGAGAAACCUCACAAGUGCACUGAAUGUGGAAAAUCAUUUGCCUUCAAAAAGAGUUUGAAGUCACAUACAUUGAGUGUUCAUACAGAAGAGAAACCUUAUAAGUGCACUGAAUGUGGAAAAUCAUUUGCCUUCAAAUCCAUUUUGAUGUCACAUAGAUUGAGUGUUCAUACAGAAGAGAAACCUCACAAGUGCACUAAAUGUGGAAAAUCAUUUGCCUACAAAUCCAGUUUGAAGUCACAUAUAUUGAGUGCUCAUACAGAAGAGGAACCUCACCAGUGCACUACAUGUGGAAAAUUCUUUUCAUCCAAAGUAAAUUUGAAGUCACAUAUAUUGAGUGUUCAUACAGAAGAGAAACCUUAUCAUUGCACUGAAUGUGGAAAAUCAUUUGCCUUGAAAUCCCGUUUGAAGUCACAUACAUUGAGUGUUCAUACAGAAGAUAACCCUUAUAAGUGCACUGAAUGUGACAAAUCCUUUGCAUGCAAAGGCAAUUUGAAGUCACAUACAUUGAGUGUUCAUACAGAAGAGAAACAUCACAAGUGCACUACAUGUGGAAAAUCCUUUUCAUUGAAAAAUAAUUUGAAGUCACAUAUAUUGAGUGUUCAUACAGAAGAGAAACCUUAUCAUUGCACUUCAUGUGGAAAAUCCUUUGCAUCUAAAGGCAAUUUGAAGUCACAUACAUUGAGUGUUCAUAGAUAAGAGAAACCUUAUAAGUGCAUCUCGUGUGGAAAAUCCUUUGCAUCCGUAUACUUUUUGAAAAGGCAUGUGAAAAAUCCUAUGGAUUCGAAGAAUUGUAAAAGACAUGUAUUAAUUUUUGGUAAUAAGCAUCCUCUUAAGUUAACAACAUGAAGAAAAUCUUUUGCAUCAUAAAGCCAUAUAAAGGAACAUACAUUGUCUCAUGACGGAGGGAAUCCUUAUAUUCACUUUACAAGUAGAAAAUCUUUAAAUAACUGCAGUUACAUGAUGUCAUUGAUAUUAUUAUUAUAUCCAUUAAUUCUAGUUAGGCUAUAAAUGUUGUUAUUUAUUGCUUUAUAAAAAACUAUGAAACCUGAUCGCUUUACUCAACUGGCUUUCACUGUAAUGAAAGCAAACCUAGUAAGUGUCUUUGUACUAAAACAGAAUAUCUGAGACUUAUUAUUUAUAUAAAUAUAUAACCUUAUAUAAUUGUUUUUGUCAUAAAGAACAGUAAAUGUACAAACCUUAGAUAGUAAUUUAUCAGUCCAAAAUCAAAAUAAAUACCACUAGUAAUUUUGUUGAACUCCUUUAGACUAAGUAUCACAGAUUUACCACGACAUCUAUAUAGGUAAAUAAA